This is a messenger RNA of Pseudophryne corroboree (corroboree frog), 1108 nucleotides long. It is a transcript of the gene SOX15, whose product is annotated as SRY-box transcription factor 15. The record is from RefSeq and is a predicted model, not a curated record. The transcript is spliced from 2 exons. Gene Ontology annotation, biological process: positive regulation of transcription by RNA polymerase II; negative regulation of transcription by RNA polymerase II; cell differentiation. NCBI's taxonomy places the organism in Eukaryota, Metazoa, Chordata, Amphibia, Anura, Myobatrachidae. Gene Ontology annotation, molecular function: RNA polymerase II cis-regulatory region sequence-specific DNA binding; DNA-binding transcription factor activity, RNA polymerase II-specific. Bases 61 to 627 code for a protein of 188 amino acids.
GGGGCACAUUACUCCAGCAGCCCGGGUGGCGGCAGCAGCCGGCUGAGGAGACGGAGGAGGAUGGACGCGGCGCCCCCGCCACAGCCGCCGGCCCCCGGCACGGUGAAGCGCCCGAUGAACGCCUUCAUGGUGUGGUCCAGCGAGGAGCGGAAGCGGGUGUCCGCCCGCCACCCGAAGAUGCACAACUCGGAGAUCAGCCGGCGGCUGGGGGAGGUGUGGCGGGGGCUGGCCGAGGACGAGCGGAGGCCCUACCGGGAGGAGGCCAAGCGGCUGCGGGCGCAGCACGCCCGGGACUACCCGGGCUACAAGUACGCCCCCCGCAAGAAGCGGAAGGAGAAGCGGGAGGGGCCCCCCGGGCCCCAGCUGCAGGAGGAGGGGGGAGCGGCCCCCCAGCCCCGGGACAUCAUGGGGGCAGAGAGGCAGCAGUACGCCGGCUACCAGGACCCCUAUAGUUACUUGCCUUACCACGGCCCGCCCAGGACGGACCUCCUUCCCCCUCCCAUCAGCGACGUUUCUGCACUGUACGGAUUUGGACUCUAUGAUUACGGGGAGCGGAGGGGCAUUCGCCCACAAGUCCACUACCCAACGGUGGAGGUGGAGAGCGGAGGAUCUCUUACCAGUCUAUGACCUGAGGAGCACUGGACAUCAUACCAAGGAAUAGAAUUGGGUUGUGUGGACCCCUCGCUACCUUCUCAUGAGGGUCACCAGCGUCCUCGGUUCCAAGGACUGUAGUCAGAGAUGCUGCGCGGUUUAUAUAGGCUGGAGACUAUGUAUGUGCGUCAUAGCAUAUGCUCCUAGGAGGUGCACAUCGAUGGGGGGCAUUAAAGUCCCUAUAGAAAUCAUAUAAGACCUUUCAUAGGUUAGAAUCUCCUGAGCUGAGCCAUACGGCGUGUGUACGGGGGAGCCUUAAUGUCAGGGCAGCUGUGUAGUUCUAGGGGGGCUUCUGGCUGCUAGCCGAUAGUGUAUGAACCCCGGAAGGACUGACGCCUCUGAGGUCUAGAAGUACGACUGAAGUCUCAAACACUGUGUUACUGGUAUUUUACACUCUAGAUUUUUUUAAUGAAAUUUGUAUUUUUUGUAGUGAAUUAUUAAAGUAAUAGGAAAUUAA